AUGGAAAAACUGGUCCUCGCGUUGCUACAUGCUUCAAGGAGAUUGGGAAGGUAUUUUACUGGUCAUGUCAUCACUGUCCUUAACAAUUUUCAUAUUGGUAACAUUCUACAAAAGCCCGAAAUCUCAGCAAUCAAAGGCCAAGUUUUAGCAGAUUUCGUCACCGAGGUUCCGACGGACAAGAUAAAAGAAUGUGGGGCAGUUGAGAAGCCCCCGCAAGACACAUCGGAUGAACUCUGGUUGUUGUUCACCGAUGGUGCAUCAAAUGAAGACGGUGCAGGUACAGAUUUACGCUUGGUCAACCCAGAAAAACACGAGUUCACUUAUGCUAUCAGGUUGGAUUUCAAAAACACCAACAAUGAGGCUGAAUAUGAAGCUUUCCUAACAGGCCUGCACCUAGCCAUCAAGAUGGGCGCGAAAAAUUUACAGGCGCAUGUAGAUUCUCUUUUGGUCGCUGGCCAAAUCAAUGGAUUGUAUGAUGCGAAGGGUGAGGUAAUGGCGCUCUAUCUUGAGCAGACGAGGGAAUUACUACAGCAAUUCAAUUCAUACAAGGUUGUUCACAUCAACAAAAGCGAAAAUAAGCCGACCGACGCGCUCAGCAAGUUGGCCUCAACAGCAUUUCGACAUCUUGUAAAAGACGUUCGAAUCGAGGUCUUGAAAAACCCAUUCGUCCUGCUGCGCCAAGUCAGCGUUAUAAAGAUAGGGUCAUCCUCAUGGAUGACACCUAUCAUACAAUAUUUGCAGGCGGGGAUCCUCCCGAAGAACAAAGCGGAAACUAGAAAGAUCCAAAACAAGGCAUUGUUUUACCAAAUGGACGGAGGCAUCCUCUACAGAAGGUCAUAUCUGGGUCCACUGCUGCGCUAUGUGGACCCCCAAGAUGCAAACUACUUGAUCUGGGAGAUCCAUGAAGGUAUCUGUGGGAUUCACAUUGGGCCACGCAUGGUCGUGGCAAAAAUCAUGAAUGCCGGAUACUAUUGGCCGGGCAUGCACGUCGAUGCUAUGAAUGAAUUGCACAAAUGUGAUGCAUGCCAGAGGCAUGCGCCAAAGACCCUCCGUCCAAAGAAUGAUCUGAUCCCGGUUUCAACAGCAUGGCCCUUCCAGCAAUGGGGCAUUGAUAUGGUGGGACCUUUCCACGAGGCACCCGACGCCGUCACAUUCAUCAUACUGGCUGUCGAUUACUUCACAAAAUGGGAGUGA
This is a messenger RNA of Helianthus annuus (common sunflower), 1194 nucleotides long. RefSeq lists its product as uncharacterized. The transcript is spliced from 3 exons. Gene Ontology annotation, molecular function: RNA-DNA hybrid ribonuclease activity; nucleic acid binding. The record is from RefSeq and is a predicted model, not a curated record. The coding region runs from base 1 to 1194 and encodes 397 amino acids. Lineage: Eukaryota; Viridiplantae; Streptophyta; Magnoliopsida; Asterales; Asteraceae.